Molecule: messenger RNA, 363 nt
Organism: Arachis ipaensis
Lineage: Eukaryota; Viridiplantae; Streptophyta; Magnoliopsida; Fabales; Fabaceae
Source: RefSeq, a predicted model, not a curated record
AUGGACGGACUAAUGAAGAAAUAUGGCAUCAUGCAUAAAGUGGCCACGGCCUACCACCCACAAACGAACGGCCAAGCCGAGGUUUCCAAUCAGGAGAUUAAACGCAUCUUGGAAAGGAUUGUGAAACCCAAUAGGACAGAUUGGAGUGCCAAGCUCACCGAUGCAUUACGGGCCUACCGAACGGCAUACAAAAUGCCAAUUGGCAUGAGUCCCUUUCGGUUGGUGUACGACAAAGCUUGCCACUUACCGGUGGAAAUAGAGCACAAGGCGUAUUGGGCCAUCAAGGAGUGUAACCCGAGUUUGGGUGGAGCCGGAAUUGAAAGGAAGCUUCAACUGGCGGAGUUGGAAUGUUUGAGGCUUUAA